Molecule: messenger RNA, 336 nt
Organism: Cylicostephanus goldi
Lineage: Eukaryota; Metazoa; Nematoda; Chromadorea; Rhabditida; Strongylidae
Source: the annotation of a GenBank genome assembly
AUGCAAAAUCGCCUCGUUGUUGUUCUUUGCAAUCUAAAACCUGCUAAAAUGCGAGGAGUCGAGUCUAAAGCCAUGGUGAUGUGUGCAUCUUCUCCUGAAAAGGUUGAAAUAAUGGAAGUUGAUCAAUCGUCGAAACCUGGCACGCCCGUACUUUGUCCGCCAUAUGUACAUAGACCAGACGCGCAGCUGAACCCGAAAAAGAAGAUCUGGGAAACUGUAGCAGAAGAUCUGAAAGUCAGCCCCGACGGUUAUGCUGUUUGGAAAGACUGCCCUCUCCUUGUUGGUGGCACAACGAAAAUGACCGCUCCGACAUUGCGUGGUGUUGCGAUUAAAUAA